UUAUAACUAUUGUUUGGAAAGCACAUUUUACGAUUUUAUUUCAAGAAACUUCUUUUUAGAUUUAGACCUUAUGUUCCAGUCUACUGCAUUAUGUAUAUCUUUGUUCGUUAGGCACAACUCUAACGCCUUUAUUCCAGUAGUUCUUUCGGAUAAAUUUUUAUAUCUUGUCCGUUGAGCGUGUUUAGAAAGCAGCAUAGUAUACUGAGGAUGUCAAUGGCCUGUAAAAUGUUGCAACUGGGAUUUUUCUUCACUUUCAUGAAUGUUAUGAUGGGAGUAACUGAAGGGAUUACUUGUUUCGAGUGCAAUUAUGACUCCGUACGGCUACACGACACCAACCCAUUCGUUCUCACUGGGCCCACCUCAUGCGGACCUGACUUCGAUGAGUCUGGGCCUGACGUGGGGACGGUCGAGUGCGGCAUACAUGUGGAUUCCUGUUCCUUAGUUCUCUUCUACCACGGUAAAGCGUUGACAGGAAUCCAGCGAGGAUGCGCCUUCGAUUCAAGCUGCCAAGAGGGCUGUUUGGAGGGCUCUCAAAUCAAGACAUGCUUCCAUUGCUGCGGUGAAAACUUCUGCAACUCCUCGUCAACAAACCGUUCCUCCGCGGGACUACUUCUCUUUGCGGCACUAUGGGCGUAUCUUACGGUUCACUUCGGGAGAGGAUAGAAAUAAUCUUUUUUCACCGCCCCUCCCUCCUCCCACCCCUCCUAGAUAUGGUUUCGACAUCUGUUUGACAUAACCUGUGUAAGAUAUCGAAGUUAAAAAUGGAUUAGAGGAUGAUCCUAUUAUCUACCCCGACUUAUGAAUAGGAAUAUUGUUGUACGUUAGAUAUAUU
Messenger RNA from Lytechinus variegatus (green sea urchin), 832 nucleotides. RefSeq lists its product as uncharacterized. The transcript has 3 exons. The coding region runs from base 208 to 663 and encodes 151 amino acids. Lineage: Eukaryota; Metazoa; Echinodermata; Echinoidea; Temnopleuroida; Toxopneustidae. The record is from RefSeq and is a predicted model, not a curated record.